Molecule: messenger RNA, 462 nt
Organism: Penicillium angulare
Lineage: Eukaryota; Fungi; Ascomycota; Eurotiomycetes; Eurotiales; Aspergillaceae
Product: lipocalin-like domain-containing protein
Exons: 2
Coding region: 1-462 (153 amino acids)
Source: RefSeq, a predicted model, not a curated record
AUGCCAUCUGCAGAGGAGGUCCGACAAGGCCUCGUCGGAACCUGGAAACUAAUAUCCUUGAUAAGCAAGCCAGUCGACACAGAAGGUCCUAUCGGGUACCCCCUUGGCAAAGAUGCCCAGGGAUACCUCUUCUAUUCAGCUCAAGGGUACAUGGCCGCUACACUCAUGUCUCCUGGAGCGAAAGAAUAUACCACACCAGACCCUUAUAAUGCCUCAGAUGUUGAGGCAGGCGAGGCAGCUCGCAACUUUAUGUCCUACUCUGGACCGUUUGAGGUCUUUUUGCAAGAUGGGCAAUCAUUUGUGAAGCAUCAUACGGAUGUGUCGCUUGUUCCUAAUUGGGCUGGGAAGCAUCAAAUCAGACAGGUUGAUUUGAAUGGGGAUGAGCUUGUUUUGUCGCCUGAUCGUCCUUGGGAGUUGAAUGGAAUCAUGGUUAAUCAGUAUCUGACAUGGAAACGACUUUGA